CUUUCUCUCUCUCCCUCUGUCUCCCUCUCUCUCUCUCUCUCUGUUGGAGGGGGUGUAUGCAGCUGUGUGUGUGUGUGUGUGUGUGUGUGGGAGGAGGGUGUAUAUAACAGUGUAUGUGUGUAUCAGACUUUGCUCAUGUCUUGGUUGUGUUGGAGCAACAUGGCAGCAUCGUACCUCUGUCUGAUCCGCCACAGGUCUAAACGGAGACGCAAAAAACGCUCUGAGCGUAAAGGUCGCGCUCAGACUCCACAGACGUUUCACGGCGUGAAUGUGGAUGAAGACGAGAAUAUGAGUUCAUGCGGCACAGACGUUAAAGAGAACUGCAAUCUGGAUAACUUUACAUACAAGGCGGGGCUACAAACAGGCAAUAGAAAUGCCCCGCUGGGGUCCAGACGCAAGCGGCCACUGGAGGAGGGCAACCGAGGCCAUGCCCAUUCCAAAUUCCGUCCCAAAAGGCGCAAGAAAGCGCCGGGUCCGAUGCUGCCGAAGAACGCGCUCAUGCAGCUGAAUGAGAUCAAACCGGGCCUCCAGUACAAACUCCUGUCCCAGACAGGGCCGGUUCAUGCUCCUGUCUUCGCCAUGAGCGUGGAGGUCAACGGGCAGCGCUUUGAGGGGGCGGGACCCACGAAGAAGAAGGCCAAGCUGAAUGCAGCAGAAAAGGCUCUGCGCUCUUUUGUUCAGUUCCCCAACGCGUCUGAAGCUCACGUGGCCAUGGGCCGUACAUUUAGCAUCAACACGGACUUUACCUCGGACCAAGCCGAUUUCCCAGAUGCCCUCUUUAACGGAUUUGAAACGCCUCAUGAUCGGUUCUGCAGCAUUUCCAGCACCAACGGUACCUUUCACCCCCGGAGCGAGUGCCUGACACCUGUAUCGGCACCACAGGCAGUACUUGUUGGCCAUGGGAAGAAUGCAGUGAUGAUCCUCAACGAGUUGCGGCCAGGUGUCAGAUACGAGUUUGUGGCGGAAAGCGGAGAGAGCCACGCUAAGAACUUUGUGAUGGCUGUAACGGUGGACUCUCAGGUUUUUCAAGGAUCGGGCCGGAAUAAGAAGCUGGCGAAGGCACGUGCGGCUCAGGCGGCACUUUCAGGCCUCUUCAACAUGCAGUUGGACCAAACGCCGUCUAGACAGCCCAUACCGAGAGACGGUCUACAGUUACACCUGCCACAGGUCCUAGCAGAUGCUGUGUCUCGGCUUGUGGUGGAAAAGUUCAGUGAGCUGACUGACAACUUCAUAUCACCUCAUGCUCGACGGAAAGUCCUUGCCGGUGUUGUUAUGACAACAGGGACUGAUGUGAAGGAUGCACAGGUGAUCUGUGUUUCCACGGGAACCAAGUGCAUAAAUGGGGAGUACAUGAGUGACCGAGGCCUGGCAGUAAACGACUGUCAUGCUGAGAUCAUUGCACGCCGCUCACUAAUCAGAUACCUGUACAGUCAGCUGGAGUACUUCCUCAGUAACAAUCCUGAGCAUCACGAGAGCUCCAUAUUCCGGCGGUGUGAACAGUAUGGCUUCCAGCUGAAGGAUGGUGUUCAGUUCCACCUGUACAUCAGCACCUCGCCGUGCGGAGACGCCCGGAUCUUCUCGCCGCACGAAGCCGCAGUCGAGGAUCAGGGAGACAGACACCCAAACAGGAAAGCCAGAGGACAGCUGCGCACUAAGAUCGAGUCUGGUGAAGGAACCAUCCCGGUCCGCUCCAGCAACACCAUCCAGACGUGGGACGGAGUCCUGCAGGGGGAGAGGCUACUCACCAUGUCCUGCAGUGAUAAGAUCGCCAGGUGGAAUGUGGUGGGUGUGCAGGGUUCUCUGAUGAGUUAUUUCUCAGGCCCUAUCUAUUUCUCCAGUAUAAUCCUGGGUAGUCUGUACCAUGCAGAUCACCUCAGCAGGGCCAUGUACCAGCGUGUCGCAGAUAUAGAGGAGUUACCACAACCCUUCACCCUCAACAGACCACUGCUCAGCGGAAUCAGUAACGCAGAAGCCCGGCAGCCCGGUAAAGCUCCAAAUUUCAGUGUGAACUGGACGGUGGGGGAUCAGGGGUUAGAAGUCAUCAAUGCCACCACAGGGAAGGAUGACCUUGGCCGACCGUCUCACCUCUGCAAACACGCCCUGUACAGCCGCUGGGUUCGUCUGCAUGACAAGCUUUCUCAGACUCUGAGGAUCCGAGUGGCUCGACCUGCUUCGUAUCACGAGGCCAAACAGGCUGCAGCAGAUUACCACUCCGCCAAGCAGACUCUGAUUAGAGCUUUUCAGAAGGCGGGUCUCGGUGCCUGGGUGAAAAAGCCCAUCGAACAGGACCAGUUCUCCCUCACUCAGUGAUGGAGAGAGAGAGAGUGAGAGAGAGAGAGAGAGAGAGAGAGAGGGGAAUAAAAUCGACAGCACAAGUCUGUUUUUAACUGUUCAGCAUCUAACAGUUAGCACGCAUCCCGCAGCACCUCUCAGUUUGACCUCACCGCUCUGUCCAGUUUUGUUCUGCUUUGUGGCUUUGAGAAUUGUGUCAUUAUUUUUAUUAUUUAAGUGUUAUUUUAAAUGUACAUAACUGUGUAUGUGUGUGUAUUUUAACAUCAGGAGUCAGUGAUUCGCCAACUGGAUUUUUAUUAAUUAGUUUGUUAUGAUUUACAGUUUUAUCAUUUAUUUAUUCGUCAGUCUGAUCUUUAAUAAUCAUAAUCACUCUCCAUGAAGUGUUCCUCAAAUCCUCACUGCUGAAGAACAUCUGCUCCGAAAAUGUUUCUCCUUCAUUAUGUUUUUGACUUUCAUCCCCUGGCGCGGGUGCAUGCUCGAAUCUGAUUGGCCAGAAGGUGUGUGUUAUUUCUGUGUAACAGCUCUGUACAGGCUCCAGCUUCAUCAUGAACAUCAGGUUUAUACUAGAAGGCUGAACGUCCAUGAUGGUUUGACAGAGCCUGCUGAAAACACUGAAAGCUUCAAAUGAUAAAAGCUUUAAAAGUUUUUUUUUCAGUGAUUUUUUUUUUUUUUUUAAUAAUUUUUAAGUGUUAAUGCUAUUUCCUAUGAUAACCCAAAGGGCUGCUAGGAUGUUGCUAGGUGGCUAUUAAUCUGCCCUGGUGGUUGUUAUGGUGUUGCUAAGAGAUUUCAGUAUGGUCCAAGUUGUUAGCUAGGUUGUAAUUCAGUUGCUAAGGACUCCUCUGGUUGCUAAGGAUUUAGCAUGUGCUCAAAUCUUGUGAAUGAUGAAUUGAUAUUGAACGUAUUCCCAUGAGGAAUUAUAACACACUUUGCAGUGUUGCUACAUGGCAACCUGUAAUUCCUCAAAAUCUUUCCCAAAAACACAGCGAUCCUGCCAGAUUCUGUGGCUCUACGUCUAAAACUGUGAGGAAUAAUAAGAAGAGUAAGAAGAACAGAAUGUAGACUCUGUCAAUCCAACACCAUGAAUUUGCUUAUUCUAAUAUGUUAUGGUUUCCAUAGUAACAGCUCUUAAACCGAGACUUUAUGGCGAACGCUCAGCGUAAUCUAAGCCUAAAAAAUCAACAGAUUUUUUUAAACAAAGCCGAGAGUGUUAAAUAAAUGAACAAAAAGGUGAGAGAUACAGUGAUGGUGUGAUAAAGGGAGGGAUGUUGAGGGUUCUUGGCAGGAUGUGGUCACCUUGUCCAUGGUGAUGUCCAUGAGCUGUUCUCACAGCAUGUGAUGAUGACCAGAGACCCCAGUGUGUUACAUCACAUGGUCUUUAUACACUUUGUUCCUUUUUCUUUAUUAAUUAUUACAACUAUUUCCUGUUUUUUUGUUUUUGUUUGAUUGUAAGUGAAUAAUCCUCACCUCUGUGAAGGUUGUGAUGAUUCUACUAUCUUUUUUUUUUUUUUUAAUAAGAAAUUGAGUUUUUAUCUUUCUUCUCUUCCAUGUCCCUGUUUGGUUGCAGCCUGAAUACUGAUCCAACACUUGCAUGAAUUAGGGCGGGGUUAUGCAAAUGAACCAGCUUUAUUUGGGGGGCAUGGUUUUCAUUCAUGUACACAGUUUUAAUGGAUAAUUCUUGCUUGAAGAGUUUGUUGUUGUUUUUGGUUAAAUUUGGUUUUACCUUUUUAAACUAUUUUUUCUUUACUGUGUCCACUGUUACAUGUGAAUGUUGAUUUAUUUAUUUAUUAAAAAAAGUGAAUUUUAAUUAAGCUGUAACUGAGGGCCUCCAGGGACAUGUUAGAGUCAUCCUCUUUCCUCUGAUUGAUUGUUUUUUAAAUAUAACUCUGCUGUACAGAGACACAUAUCAGGCACAGGAAUAUGUGAAUAAAAGCUCUAAUGACUCUUAUUAAUUAAUUAAUUAAUUUAUUUAUUUAUUUAUUUUUGUACUUAUUUACUUUAUUUAUCAUUCAUUCAUUCAGCUCUGUGUGCACUGUGAACCUGAACAACCUGAAGGAAGGUCCAGUCUUGCUCUGUUUUUUUUAUACAUGAUCACCUUCACAAAAGCAUCAAAAAUGACCAAAAUAUAGAAAAGGUUAGCGCACCCCUGUCCACACCUGCCAGGAGAGGUGUGUGAAGCUGCAGGAACUUGCAACUUGCAAGGUUCUCCUUAUUCAGUAAGCAAUGUGCUCAUGUGUUGAUUUAACUCUUCUUAAAGCUCUAAUCGUCAGUGAUGGAUAAGUUAUUAUUCCAUCCCUAAUGAGAAGGUCAGCUCCACUGUCUGACCAGACGUCUGUGUGUGAACCUGGUUUAUGACGACAUCCAUGUCCAGCACAAAGUCCUGAUGAGGUGGAAGCAUUGAGGAAUACACAGUUUGGCUCUGUUUCGGUGGGGCCACCUUGCGUAUGUUCUCCUGUGUAGUCGGUGUUCUACAGCUUAACUUUAAGUUGGCCAGAAAGUUGCAUAGCAUCAGAAGGACCAGUGCUGCGAACAGGCAGAUGACCACAAAGCUGCCCACGCUGUAGACGUUGUGGAGUUCUUCAAAUGAAGUUUUGUAGAGGAAAGCCUUGUAAGCUAAGGACAUUUCCUGUGGAGCGUCAAAUCCAAAAGUACUGGGCACCAUCACUUCUUUCUUCUCGAGAUAAGCACAAAGGUUUAAAUGAAACGUGGAAGCCGAGCUCAGCCCUGCUUUUAUAGUUCACCCUGUCUCCAGGUCACCACUGUUCCUUCCUUGGACCACUUUUGAUAGAUACUGACCACUGCAGACCGGGAACACCCCACAAGAGCUGCAGUUUUUGCAGUAGUUAAGCUCAAUAUUGUCUCAGCACUGUUCAGUGUCUGUCUGUCUGUCUGUCACUAACUGAAACCCCUAAACCUCACCCUGCAAAAAGUCUAAAAUCAGUUCCUUACAUAAGUAGUGUCUCCCAGGUAUUUGAUUACAAAGAGAUUUUUAUUUUUCAUUUAUUUAUGCAACAAGUCUUCAUCUGAUUAAAUAUGAAUUUAUGUUGUCUUACUUUACAAAUCCAUAACUCUAGUCUUUGAAUGAUGUUGGACUCCAGAUGUUUGUGUCAUGGUGAAAACUAAACUUUUACCACAGUUUGUGGGUAACACCAAAAUCAGUGGAAACACCAGUGAAAGUUAACACUGCAUCAGUAAAAAGCUGCUGAUAUAAUAGUUUUUAAAUCAUAUAAGGUCAUUUAUUACACAUUUAUUACACAUGCCUGAAAACACAGCAUUUUACAGCAGUCAAGAAAGUCUGACCGCUGCUAGUGUGUAGUAGUGUCCUUAUGUGGGGCUGCAUGAGUGCUGUUGUUGUCGGGGAGCUGCAUUUCACUGACAGUAUCAUGAUGUACAGAUGUGCCGCUCUAUACUGAAAGAGAUGUGACCAUUGCUCCAUGCCCUUGGUCAUCGUGCUCUUUUCCAACAGGACAAUGAUUCUAAACACACAUCUAAGGCCACUGAUGCAUUUCUGAAGAAGAACAGGGUGAAAGUGAUUCAGUGGUCAAGCGUCUCCUGAUCUGAACUGAAUUGAACACCUAUGGGGAAUUCUGAAGAGACCAGUUGAGCAUCACUCUCCAUCCAGCAUCCAGUCUCUAAAAGAGGUUUUUCUUAAAGAAUGGAAAAAGAUAGAUGCUGCAAAAUGUCACCAGCUUGUUCAUUCCAGGCCUAGAAGACUUGGUGCUGUCAUUAAAAAUCAUGGAGGCCAUUCAAAACACUAGAUGUAGUAGUUUUUGU
Messenger RNA from Hemibagrus wyckioides, 6063 nucleotides. It is a transcript of the gene adarb1a, whose product is annotated as adenosine deaminase RNA specific B1a. Gene Ontology annotation, biological process: RNA processing; adenosine to inosine editing. The record is from RefSeq and is a predicted model, not a curated record. Gene Ontology annotation, molecular function: tRNA-specific adenosine deaminase activity; double-stranded RNA binding; double-stranded RNA adenosine deaminase activity. Gene Ontology annotation, cellular component: nucleolus; cytoplasm. NCBI's taxonomy places the organism in Eukaryota, Metazoa, Chordata, Actinopteri, Siluriformes, Bagridae. The coding region runs from base 136 to 2310 and encodes 724 amino acids. The transcript has 10 exons.